Molecule: messenger RNA, 1670 nt
Organism: Rhincodon typus (whale shark)
Lineage: Eukaryota; Metazoa; Chordata; Chondrichthyes; Orectolobiformes; Rhincodontidae
Product: eukaryotic translation initiation factor 3 subunit L-like
Exons: 4
Coding region: 6-482 (158 amino acids)
Biological process (GO): translational initiation
Cellular component (GO): cytoplasm; eukaryotic translation initiation factor 3 complex
Molecular function (GO): translation initiation factor activity
Source: RefSeq, a predicted model, not a curated record
GUGAGAUGCAGAUUUUUGAGGAGCUGUUCAGCUUUGCUUGUCCGAAGUUCCUGUCACCAGUGGUACCAAACUAUGAGUCAGUCCAUCCUAACUACCACAAAGAGCCAUUCCUGCAACAGCUGAAAGUGUUUAUGGAUGAGGUGCAGCAACAGUCUGUACUGUCCACUAUACGCAGUUUCUUAAAGCUGUAUACCACAAUGCCUGUUGUCAAACUGGCUGGAUUUCUAGACAUGACUGAGCAGGAGUUCCGCAUCAAUCUACUGGUCUUCAAGCACAAGAUGAAGAACCUUGUGUGGACUAGCGGGAUCUCGGCCUUGGAUGGUGAAUUUCAAUCUGCUUCAGAGGUUGACUUCUACAUUGAUAAGGACAUGAUCCACAUCGCAGAUACCAAAGUGGCACGGCGAUAUGGUGACUUCUUCAUUAGGCAGAUUCACAAAUUUGAAGAGCUCAACAGAAGCUUGAAAAAAAUCAACCCCCGGUAAUGGAACUUCUGUACCCACAGCAGCCAAACUUCCUGCACCCGAGAACACCGUGAUUGAUGGUUGUCGUGCAAGUUCUCCUGUAACUAACGUUCUUGAUUUCUGAAUGGCCAGCUGCAUUGCUUGGUUGUAUGUGAUCCAGAGACCCAUUACACAAGUGUGUCAGGGCUCUCAAACUACCAUUUAUACCUUGGUAACAAAUUUGUUGGUCUUCCAUAAAAUAAGACAAAGAACUGCAGGUGCUGGAAAUCUGAAACAAACAAGAACGGAAAUUGCUGGGGGUAAGCUCAGCGGGUCUCAACAGAAACAGUCGAUGUUUUGGGUCCAAUGACUCUUCGUUAGAAGGUUCUAAAGAAUUACCACUAGGCUUGAAAUGUUGAGUCUGCUUCUCUCUUCACAGAAUGCUGCCAGACUUGCUGAGUUUCUCCAGCAAAUUCCAUUCUUGUUUGUUUGUUUUCUUUCUCGUUUUAUACUGUAUACAGCUCAAAUCUUAGCCUGCUUUUUUUCCCUCAGUGUGAGCUGAUGCUGGCAGUUUGUGAGGGAUGCUGUGAUACUGAAGGGGGAAAAUAAUUGAAUCUUCUCAGUGAAUUGAUAAUGGGACAUUCAAAAAAAAAGCAAAAUGCCUCGGGCUGUAUGUAUUAUAAAAUAAUAACUGGUUACUUUAUUACAAAUCUUCAGAUGUGAUACAAUCCUAAAUGAAUCAGCACCUCACGAUAUUCAAACCUUCUGAUGCUCUGCAUAAAUGCAGACAGUGCCACAAAAACACACAUUUGCUGACCAUGCCUUGACAAAUUUUCAGGUGAAUUUGCACUUUAUGGACUGAAGUAUCAUUGUCCCCUUAUUGUGGACAACUGGUCAUGAAUGGAUCCACCAGCUGCCUACAAACCACCUCCUUGUCUCUAAUGCAUUCAUGACUGAUUUCUUGUCGAUUGAUAAUCAGGGUGUGUUUGGAUAUUCAAAAUAACGCCAAGUCUUUCAAUAAAAAUGUAGUUGCCUUCUCGUCUUUUAUUCCAGAAUAUUAAUGGUCUGAGUAUUGCAUAUUGCUGAUUGUUGAGUGAAACCAGAACAUGCAACAAAAUCUAACCAAUGUUUGGAUAAAAUAAAAAAUGCAACCGAACUGUGAAUCUGUGAACGUAAUUUGUAUUUGGAGUGAUUUCGAUAAAAUAAAUGGAUUGAACAGUCUUCCCCCCA